AUGGCCAAAAAGUACCUAGUUUAUAUGGCUCAGGUCCAUACCAAUUUUAGAAAGGCGGAAUUAGAGUCAUUGGCGGAUCUUCACAAUAUCACAUCCAUCGAUUUUGACAAAUACGAUGAUAAUAGUCCAUUUCUACUCGUCGAAUUAGAGAAUGACAAGCAGGCCAUAGAUUGGAUAAAAAGGUCGAUUUUGACAAGGGCAAUCUAUGAGUAUUGGGGUGAAGGCCAGGAUUUAGAAAGUCUUCAUAAAAAUAUUCAAUCCCAACCAUCUUUUGGGCAUUAUAAAACGUUGUAUCAAAAUGAUACUUUCAAGUUUGAUUUCGAGACUUAUAGAGGGGCUAGUAAAAUGAACAGAAUAAAACAAAUAGAGAGUUUUGCCUACCUCAAUUUUCAAGGUAAAAUUAGUUUAAAGUCGCCACAGCAAGUUUACACUGUGAUCGAGGAAUAUCAACCUAUAUCAGACAAUCUCUCAAGUACAGUGCCGAUAAAGAUGUACUUCGGUAGACUAGUUCAACACGGCGAUCGAGUUGCAGUGGAAAAAUAUGAUUUGAAGAAGCGACCAUACAAGGGCACAACGAGUUUUGAAGCUGAACUCUCGCUGGUGAGUGCUAAUAUCGCUCAGGUGAAACCCGGUACUAUAAUGUAUGAUCCAUUCGCCGGAACAGGAUCGUUUCUGUGUGCUGGUGGUCAUUAUGGUGCUAUUGUCAUAGGGUCCGAUAUCGAUGGUAGGAUGAUUAGAGGGAAGGGCGCUUCACAAAACAUUGCUACAAAUUUCAAGUAUUAUAAAGAAAGCUCAAGGUUCUUGGAUGUUUUAACUAUGGAUUUCACUCAUAAUUCGCUAAGAUCUAACCUGGCCAUUGAUACAAUAUUGUGUGACCCACCUUAUGGUAUAAGAGAAAGUAUCAAAGUGCUGGGCGCCAAAGAUCCCGAAAGAUUUGCAGGCAAGGAAAAUGUGGAGAUAGAUGGCGAAAAGGCAUUCUUGCGUCGCGAUUACAUACCCACAAAGAAACCAUAUGCAUUAGACUCAUUACUAGAUGAUGUCUUGCAAUACGCAUCAGAAAGACUACCUAUUGGUGGUCGCCUUGCAUUUUGGAUGCCCACCGCUAACGACGAAAAUGUGGAAACCAUCGUACCGCUACAUGCUAAUCUUGAGUUGAAGUAUAACUGCGUUCAAGAAUUUAACAAGUGGUCAAGACGACUACUUGUAUACAUCAACCGCGGGCCAGACUACCAUGGAGAGACAAACUCGGGACUCUCAAGAACGGCCAAUUUUAGAGAUCGAUAUUUUAAUAACUUUAAUUAG
Molecule: messenger RNA, 1302 nt
Organism: Torulaspora delbrueckii
Lineage: Eukaryota; Fungi; Ascomycota; Saccharomycetes; Saccharomycetales; Saccharomycetaceae
Gene: TRM11
Product: tRNA (guanine-N2-)-methyltransferase
Exons: 1
Coding region: 1-1302 (433 amino acids)
Biological process (GO): methylation
Cellular component (GO): cytoplasm
Molecular function (GO): nucleic acid binding
Source: RefSeq, a predicted model, not a curated record